AGUCCAGCUGGCCGUGAACCGGAGGACCGAGGAGGCGGUGGCCGUGAAGAUCGUGGACAUGAAGCGCGCGGCCGACUGCCCGGAAAACAUCAAGAAAGAGAUCUGCAUCAACAAGAUGUUGAGCCAUGAGAACGUGGUGAAGUUCUACGGCCACCGGCGCGAGGGCAGCACCCAGUACCUGUUCUUGGAGUACUGCAGCGGCGGGGAGCUCUUCGACAGAAUCGAGCCUGACAUCGGCAUGCCGGAGCAGGACGCGCAGAGGUUCUUCCAGCAGCUCAUCGCGGGCGUGGUUUAUCUGCAUGGGAUCGGAAUCACUCACAGGGACAUUAAGCCAGAGAAUCUGCUGUUGGAUGAACGGGACAACCUCAAGAUCUCGGACUUCGGCUUGGCCACGGUGUUCCGGCACAACCGCCGGGAGCGCCUGCUGAGUAAGAUGUGUGGCACCCUGCCCUAUGUCGCCCCCGAGCUCCUGAAGAGGAGGGAGUUCCGCGCAGAGCCAGUCGACGUCUGGUCCUGCGGGAUCGUGCUCACUGCCAUGCUGGCUGGAGAACUGCCGUGGGACCAGCCCAGUGACAGUUGUCAGGAAUAUUCUGAUUGGAAAGAAAAGAAAACAUACCUCAACCCUUGGAAAAAAAUCGAUUCUGCUCCUCUAGCUCUGCUGCACAGGAUCCUGGUGGAGGACCCCGAGGUGAGGAUCACCAUCCCAGACAUCAGGAAGGACCGGUGGUACAGCAAGCCACUCAAGAGAGGGGCAAAGCGGCCCCGAGGCUCACCGGGUAGUGUGCCAGAGUCGCCGGGCGGCCUCUCGAAGCACGUCCGGUCCACCGUGGACUUCUCGCCGGUGCGCAGUGCUUCCAGUGAAGAGAGGGUGAGAUACUCCAGCUCCCAGCCGGAACCGCGGACGAGCCUCUCCGUCUGGGACAGCAGCCCCUCGUACCUCGACAAGCUGGUGCGAGGGAUCAGCUUCUCCCAGCCUGCGUGUCCCGACCACAUGCUGCUGAACAGCCAGUUCCUUGGCACUCCAGGGUCCUCACAGAACCCCUGGCAGCGCUUGGUCAAGAGGAUGACACGGUUCUUCACCAAACUGGACGCAGACAAGUCCUGCCAGCGCCUGAAGGAGGCCUGUGAGCAGCUGGGCUACCAGUGGAAGAGGAGCUGCGUGAACCAGGUCACUGUGUCGACAACUGAUCGGAGGAACAACAAACUGAUUUUCAAAGUGAAUUUGCUAGAAAUGGACGAGAAGAUUCUGGUAGACUUCCGGCUCUCUAAGGGUGAUGGAUUGGAGUUCAAGAGACACUUUCUGAAGAUUAAGGGGAAGCUGAGCGACGUUGUGAGCAGCCAAAAGGUUUGGCUUUCUGCCACGUGACCGCCCCAGCGGCUCUGGGACUCGCGGGGAGUGGGCGCUGCUCGUGGCUGACCCCCUCGAGAGCUGGUCGUGUGUGGCAGACCGCUAGCAGUCGCUCCGACGGGUUCUCUGCCGCCGUCCCGUACCUCCGGCUCUUCCCAUGUUUUGCAUACAAGCAAUACCACACCUGCAUUGUCAGUAGGGCUUCGGGGAAGGGAUGGCAGGACCCACUGAAUCGUCUUCAGCCCAGUUGUGUGUCUGAAUUGGAAACCUGUCGGGAGAGCCACGUCUGAGUUACGUGAGCGCUCCAGCUCUUCCGCUACUCUGUGGUCCCAUUUUGCUUUAUUCAAAAAGUACGUAUUUCCUCCACGUUGAUUUGACUGUAAGGAUGCGUCGGUAAAAGCUUAAGCCCUGACUUGCGAGCAGUAGACAUACCGGGCCAUGAAGUGAGGCCAGCUUCAGGAAACAGCCCAGCAUGUGUACCGUCUCCUCAUGGCCUGGCCGGCCACAGCAGCUCACUCUGGUUGCAGUGCUCCUGCCGGCGAUGUCUGCACCCUGCUUGUCUCUCAGUAGCCGUCGACAGAACCUCUCGGGCUCAACAAAUUUGACUAAAAAUUACCGUUGCACAUUUUAAGUGUUUUUCUAUGUUAUUUUCUACUUUCAUGGCCAUAUUUUAAUCCUUUACUACGGAAAUAAAUUCUAUU
Molecule: messenger RNA, 2049 nt
Organism: Tupaia belangeri chinensis (Chinese tree shrew)
Lineage: Eukaryota; Metazoa; Chordata; Mammalia; Scandentia; Tupaiidae
Gene: CHEK1
Product: checkpoint kinase 1
Biological process (GO): protein phosphorylation; DNA damage checkpoint signaling
Cellular component (GO): cytoplasm
Molecular function (GO): protein serine/threonine kinase activity; ATP binding
Source: RefSeq, a predicted model, not a curated record